Molecule: messenger RNA, 1398 nt
Organism: Rana temporaria (common frog)
Lineage: Eukaryota; Metazoa; Chordata; Amphibia; Anura; Ranidae
Gene: TRMT10A
Product: tRNA methyltransferase 10A
Exons: 8
Coding region: 169-1143 (324 amino acids)
Biological process (GO): tRNA N1-guanine methylation
Cellular component (GO): cytosol; nucleus; nucleoplasm
Molecular function (GO): tRNA binding
Source: RefSeq, a predicted model, not a curated record
AAACACGCUGAUGUCAUAGAAAUGCGCCGGACAAGCUGUGCACGCUUAGCACGUUGUUGUGGAUGCUGCAGGAAGUGAUUGGAGGGGCGCACAAGGAUCUCGGUAAUGUGUGUUCUGGGAUUUCGGACUUAUACAUAAGAUUGUUGUGCAUGGAAUAUUUACUACUAUAUGACAAUGGACACAGAACCAUUAGAUCUAAGACCAGAGAGGAGCAAAUGUACUUCAGAAUUUGACGAUAAUGAGAAAAGAAAUAAUGGACAAUGUAACGCACCCGAGGUUAUGUCUAAGAAUCAGAUGAAGAAAAUGAUUAAACAGAAGCAAUGGGAAGAUCAAAGAGAGCUCAGAAAGCAGAAGAGGAAAGAGAAAAGGCAGAAAAGGAAACUUGAACGGCAGGCUCAGCUAGGACAAAAUGUGGAGGACAUUACCUGUAAAAGAGUGCGAAAGGAGAUCCAUCCCAGCACAUUGCAUCUUAUUGUAGACUGCAGCUUUGAUCAUUUAAUGUUAUUACGGGAUGUGAAGAAAUUAAACAAGCAAAUUAGAAGGUGUUAUUCAGAAAAUCGCAGAGCAACACACCCUGUCCAGUUUUAUCUAACCAGCCACGGUGGACAACUGAAAAGCAACAUGGAUGAAUUUGACAAAGGUUGGAUCAACUGGAAGGAUAUACACAUCAAUUCUGAGCAUUACAAAGAUCUCAUGAAGUCUGAAGACCUUGUUUACCUCACAUCGGAUUCCCCUGAAGUACUCCAUGAACUAGAUGAAACCAAAGCUUACAUUAUCGGUGGCCUUGUAGAUCACAAUCACCACAAGGGCAUUACGUACAAGCAAGCUCUGGAUCUCGGUAUCCGUCAUGCUCAACUUCCUCUUGGGAGUUUUGUGAAGAUGAAUAGUCGUAAAGUCUUAGCUGUGAAUCAUGUAUUUGAGAUCAUACUUGCAUAUCUGGAGAAGAAAGAUUGGAAGGAAGCAUUCUUCAGUGUUUUACCUCAGCGUAAAGGAGCAGUGCCUAUUGAUGAAACUGGUGAGGCCCCAACAGAGGUUUCCAUUACUCAAGAUGAAGGGGAUCACUUAUCAGACAGUGAUUCUGAUUCUGAAGAUGAUGUGGAACAGAUAGAGCUUGGUAGAGAAGAGCAGAACAAUGACGAGUGACAUCCUGUGGAUGCUGUCUUAUAUGUAUAUAUUUUUCUUCAAUUUAAGAAGAAUUUGUUUUCAGUUUCCCAUCGAGCAUUAUUGGUUAAUUUCUAUAUUUUAAGUAAAAUAACAGACUUUCGUUUGUAUAACUGUUUUUAAGAUCUUUUUGAAAGAAUUCAUACUGAAAAUGUAUUUCAAAACAUUCUUUUAGUUUUAAAGACUCCUUUAUGGGCAUUUAAUAAAACAAAAAGGUGGCAGACAUUUUGUACCUGG